This is a messenger RNA of Branchiostoma belcheri (Belcher's lancelet), 2111 nucleotides long. Its product is annotated as leucine-rich repeat-containing protein 15-like. Gene Ontology annotation, cellular component: extracellular matrix. The record is from RefSeq and is a predicted model, not a curated record. The coding region runs from base 1 to 1818 and encodes 605 amino acids. NCBI's taxonomy places the organism in Eukaryota, Metazoa, Chordata, Leptocardii, Amphioxiformes, Branchiostomatidae. Gene Ontology annotation, molecular function: protein binding. The transcript is spliced from 3 exons.
AUGUCCAACAAAGCCAGGAGGAUGCUGGUUCUUCUGCUGAUCCUCCUGAAGGAAGCUGGCCUGACCGCAGCCUGCAGCAGCAGCUGUUCAUCAUUCUGUUACUGUACCAACAGAGGCCUCAGCAGUGUUCCUCAGGACCUGCCUACAAACAUCACUAUGCUUUACUUGUGGGGCAAUUCCAUCAGAACCUUAAAUCAGUCUGAUUUCUCAAGGUACAGGAGCUUGAUAUCAUUACAUCUUGGUUCCAAUCAGAUCUCCAUGAUCCAUAACAACACAUUCCACAACUUAACCAGCCUGAUUGAACUGCAUCUUUACUCUAACCAGUUAACAAGUCUGCCAGCUGACAUAUUUGAGGGACUUGGUAAUCUGCGGAGCUUGCUUCUUUCCACUAACCAGUUAACAAGUCUGCCAGCUGACAUAUUUGUGGGACUUGGAAAUCUGCAGUGGUUGUGGCUUCACAAUAACCAGUUAACAAACCUUCAUAACAACAGCAUCAGCACCAUCACAGCUGACAUAUUUGCGGGACUUGGUAACUUAGAGACUCUUGACCUGGACAGUAAUAACAUCCACAGUAUUGAGGCAGGCACCUUCAAUGACACAACAAAGCUACGUUUACUAGACCUUCAGAACAACAGCAUCAGCACCAUCACAGCUGACAUAUUUGGGAAUCUACUUCAGCUUCAAGCACUGGAACUUUCUGAUAACAACAUCAGCACUUUCCCUGUAGAGGCCUUAUCAAACUUGAAUAUGCUGUCAGAGCUUACAUUAGAUAAUAACCAAUUAGAGACACUGCCAGUCAUGGCAUAUGACAUACUGGCUUCCAUUUCUGAUGUAAACAUUGACAACAACCCCUGGCAGUGUGACUGUAGGAUGGCUCCCUUUAAGCAGAGGAUGAACGGGUCUUACACAUUUGAAAACCAGAUCAGAUGUGCCGGACCUGCUAACCUUACAGGGCAACUCUUACAGGAUGUAACAUUAAAUCCUGAAGACCUGAUCUGUGAGGAAACAACACCAGUCUACUCCACUUCCAGCACAAAACACAUGGCUGACUCUACUGACCCUCCUUUUGUUUUGACUGUGACAUUAACACUAACUGAGAGCAAUACAGGCCCUGGUGAUGGUGGCAUUGUCCUGUCUGUGCCCCUGCUUGCUACCUUGGGAGUUAUUCUUGGACUAUCCAUUAUCUGCACUAUUGGCUUUGCAGUAGGGUGCAUGUAUAAGAGGAGGCAAAGGGAUACUACUCCCCAGCAAGGCUUUAGCAACACAAACCCCACAGGCACAUCCAGUGGUCAUGACCAGAUAGGUCUGAAUAAAGUUACAACAAAUGCAGAUUCUGAAAUAAACAGUCAGUCUAGAACACCACGUCUCAAUAGAGAAGACAGCCAGCAUAUCUAUAACCUCCCAACAGAUGAGGACCCUGACACAGCUGAGUACAACACCAUAGACGAUAUUGAUCAGUCAGAAAGUGAUGAUGUCCUUAGUCCGUCACAAGCAUCACAGCCAGGCUCAGGGCAAAUUCAGCAUGUCGGCAGCUUUAACGAUGGUCAUGAGGUUCCAUCUCCCUCCCAGCCUUCUGAAGAAGGUCCACAGUCCCACAAAUAUGAGAACAGCCACGUGGCAGCAGCUGCUAAAGAUGCUGCAGCUGGUCCACAGGAUGCGGUGUAUGGCUAUGAGAAUGAGACAGUUAAUAACCAAUCACAGACAGCAGCUGCCCCUGGUGCUGACAGCCCUCACCACUAUGAACCCCUGAGGAACCCCAGCAGUCAGCAGCAGCACACAUACACAUCCCUCAUGCCUCACAGUUUACAAUGCCAGUAGAUGAUGGAUUGAUAGAUAGAUUAGACAACAAAUUGCAGUUGCUUUUUAAGAAUUACUCUCUAAAAACAAUGGUUGGCCCCCAGUAGAGUCUUGGGUGCCAUCCUACUUGUAUACCGGGGCUCCCAUACUCACUCCCUAAAAACCAAGUCCUGACACCUAUGGCCAGCAAAACAAAGGCUGAGAUUGCAGGUUUGACUUUUGAGUAAAUUUGUGGAUGAAGAGGUUUUGGCGCUUGUGUGUAAAUCUGUAACAUACUAGACACAUUUAGAGUAAAGUGCACUGAUAUAGUUACC